CUUCCUGUGUUAUCUGAAAAUUUCGACUUUGCGUGACUGGCGUUACAGUACAGUGCGAUUCGAUCCAUCACCUACAGUCGACAAGAGUAGAGAAACUUUGUUGACGAAAAAUUGUCCUACAAAUAAUGUCUUAUUAUCACAGCCACUGGAGAGACAUAGACGCUUGGAAGAAAGAGGGAAUAGUGUUCUCCUCUCCCAGUAAUGAGGCAGUAAAGCUAUAUGAUGCUGCAGUUUCGCAGKUGAUUCAGUAUUAUGAGAACUCUAGCCUUGGUGGUUUGGAAAAGACCAUCCAAGGAAUUAUACAGGCUGAUCCUAAUUUUGUUAUGGGCUACAUAAUGAAAUCUGGCAUCCCAGUAAUCCAAGUUGACCUAGAUGCUAAUCCAGCAAUACAAAGRGAUUACAACUUCAUUAUGCARCUUGUGGAUAAGGGGAAAGUUACAGAACAUGAAAAGAAACAUGCCAUGGCAUAUAAAGAGUGCUUUUAUGGGAACACUGCUGAGGCUUGUAACAUUUGGGAGAAUAUCUUAACUGAACAUCCGACUGACAUUUACGCAUUAAAGCUGCUUCAAGAAACAUAUAUACUACACGGGAUGUACCCGCAACUUCGGGAUGCCAUCGCUGGUGUAUUCCCAUCUUGGAAACCAGAAAUACCAUUACAACCGUAUUUGUAUGGAAUGCGAGCUUUUUCCUUGGGGGAAACAAGCCGUUUUGAAGAUGCUGAAAAAUGCGCUAUAAAGGGCCUUGAACUGAUGCCAAUCGACUGCUGGGCAACCCAUGCACGGGCACAUGUAUUUGAAGAAACAGGCCGACAAGACGAGGGCAUAAAAUUUAUGAGUGAAACUGUUAAAGACUGGGAUAACGAGAGCGGGCUUACUGGUCACAAUUAUUGGCACUGGUCGCUCUACCAUGUCGAAAAAGGGGAGUAUGAAACUGCUUUAGAGAUGUUCGACCAAAACWUUGGAAAAGCAAUGACGCCCUGCAAUUUAUUUCAAUUAACUAACGUAGCGUCUUUGCUGUAUCGAUUGGAAUUAAUGGGUGUAAAUGUUGGAGACAGAUGGGAUGAAAUUAUUAAGCAUUAUUCAGAGCAAACAGACACUCAUGUCUGGAUGUUUGUUGAUGCCCAUCUAAUGAUGUGUACUUUGGCUGCAAAACGUGAGGAUCUGACGCUUAAGCUAAUGCAGUCGCUAAAAGACUAUGUCAAGGAUUGUUCAGGUACGAACGCCAAAGUCACCCGUGAGAUUGGUAUAGCAUUGUGUGAGGCAUUUGUCUUGGCUGAUAAGGGUCAGUUUGAUGAAGCAGUUGAGCUGUUAAACCCACUUCGUUAUGAACUUUACAAGCUUGGAGGAAGUAAUGCGCAGCAAGAUGUCUUCAGAUUGUUUUUUAUUAAUGCCGCUAUGAUGUCUCCUCGUAAAGAUCAUCAAAAACUUGCAAGGCGACUUCUAGCUCAGCGCAAACUUGGAAAGGAAAACUCACCAAUGACGGAUAGAUUGGCUGCAAAAGCGAUGGCGAAUCACUUGGACUAGGCGAUAUUAUACUAACAAUUAAACUGAUAUAUACACU
This is a messenger RNA of Exaiptasia diaphana, 1560 nucleotides long. RefSeq names its product tetratricopeptide repeat protein 38. Gene Ontology annotation, molecular function: protein binding. Lineage: Eukaryota; Metazoa; Cnidaria; Anthozoa; Actiniaria; Aiptasiidae. The coding region runs from base 126 to 1523 and encodes 465 amino acids. The record is from RefSeq and is a predicted model, not a curated record. The transcript is spliced from 15 exons.